Molecule: messenger RNA, 1272 nt
Organism: Paramisgurnus dabryanus
Lineage: Eukaryota; Metazoa; Chordata; Actinopteri; Cypriniformes; Cobitidae
Gene: jmjd7
Product: jumonji domain containing 7
Source: RefSeq, a predicted model, not a curated record
UGCAACUGUAAAAAUGUGAGCUGAGCGAAUAUGAACUGUCACUAAGCAGCAGUUUUACAUCAAAAACAGUUAAAUGUGUAGACAUUUGAGAAUUUGCUAAGUAUACGUACACAUGUCAAGAGCGUGCACGACGUGUUGUUUAAACUAAUGCAAGGUUAUAUUUAUUUAUAACAGCAUGUGGAAUGGAUCCAGUGAAAGAGUGUUUGAGAGAUUUUACUAAAGAAGCACGAGAGCUUUAUCUAAAUGAAGAGGUGCCAUACCUGAACGAGCCCCUCUCUCCACUUCAGUUUUAUCGGGACUGGAUUGGUCCCAACAAGCCCUGCAUCAUUCGCAAUGCCUUUAAUGAUUGGCCCGCUUUGUCUAAAUGGAACCCUGCGUACCUCAGAGAGAAAGUGGGCACCAAAAUCAUCAGUGUGGCUGUCACUCCCAACGGAUACGCCGAUGCCGUUAACGGGAAUCGCUUUGUGAUGCCAGAGGAGCGUCAGAUGAGUUUUUCCUAUCUGCUGGAUAUCAUAGAAGGAAAAGUGAAGCGCGGUUGUGGUGUGUUUUAUGUUCAAAAGCAGUGCUCCAAUCUGACCGAAGAGAUACCAGAACUGACAGGAGACGUGCUGACUCACAUUCCCUGGAUGAGUGAAGCUCUCGGGAAACUGCCUGAUGCUGUAAAUUUCUGGUUAGGUGAAGAAAGUGCAAUAACAUCAAUGCAUAAGGAUCCGUAUGAGAAUUUGUACUGUGUGAUAUCUGGACAGAAAGAGUUUAUUUUACUUCCUCCCACUGAUAGACCUUUCAUACCUUAUGAGCUCUACCAGCAAGCAACAUACAGAGAAAAACAAGAUGGCACAUUUGAAAUAGUGGAUGAAGACGGUUCUGCCAAAGUGCCCUGGAUUCCUGUAGACCCUUUGAAUCCCGACUAUGAGCGAUAUCCCUCCUACAAGCUGGCUAAACCUCUGUACUGUACUGUUAAAGCAGGAGAGAUGCUGUAUCUUCCCUCUCUGUGGUUUCAUCAUGUGCGACAGUCACAUGGAUGUAUAGCAGUGAAUUUCUGGUACGACAUGGAAUAUGAUAUUAAGUAUAAUUACUUUCAACUUGUGGAGUCCUUGACGAAAGCAGUGGGAACGCUAUGACGCUGUAUCAUCGGAUUCAAAUGUGACCAUCUCAGGCUGAUACAAUAAUAACAGUUUUAAAGUGAAUAUGUGCCAGUAGAUUCUUUGUCAUGUGCAAAAAUACUACAGUAUACAGUGUUUUCAUGUAAUAAAUACAAUUUUAUUCAUUUCA